Messenger RNA from Capronia epimyces CBS 606.96, 1185 nucleotides. RefSeq lists its product as uncharacterized. Gene Ontology annotation, cellular component: fungal-type vacuole membrane. The coding region runs from base 1 to 1185 and encodes 394 amino acids. Gene Ontology annotation, biological process: transmembrane transport. Gene Ontology annotation, molecular function: transmembrane transporter activity. Lineage: Eukaryota; Fungi; Ascomycota; Eurotiomycetes; Chaetothyriales; Herpotrichiellaceae. The transcript has a single exon. The record is from RefSeq and is a predicted model, not a curated record.
AUGUGCUACGGCGUGUUCCAGGAAUACUACUCGGAAACACGCUUCCUGAAGGGCUCUCUCUCGGCCACCGGAGUGAUCGGCACGACGUCCAACGGCGUGCUGUACCUGUCGAUGCCGUUUCUCUUUGCCGCGUUCAGCCAACGAUACGCGCGCUACCGACACGCCGUUGCGCUCUGCGGGGUGGGGCUGGCGUUCAUCAGCUUCCUGCUGUCGUCGUUCAGCACCGACGUGUGGCACGUGGUGGCAACCCAGGGCGUGCUCGCGCCGCUGGGCAGUGCGUUGAUCUACAGCCCGACGACGCUCUCGCUGGGCGAAAGCUUCACCACCAGCAAUCGUGCGGUGGCGUACGGCGUCGUCUUCUCGUGCAAGAACAUUGUCGGCUCGGCGUGUCCGUUCCUGCUGCGCUUCCUCCUGGACCGCUACGGAUUCCGCACCACCAUGAGGAUCUGGACCGCCGUCAUCACCGGGAGCAGUUUGGGCGCCAUCUUCCUCAUCCCCGCGGCCGGCCACCACACAUGCACGCGCUCGCGUCACACUCCCUGGCAUUUCCUCAAGCACCAGACCUUCUACAUCUACGGCAUUGCCACCAUCAUGCAGAGCUCCGGCUACGGCCUUCCGCAGACAUACCUCAACUCGUACGCGAAGGAUGUCGGGUCCCUGUCGCAGGCGUCGGCGACCCUGCUUCUCACGCUGUUCAACAUCCCCGGCAUCCUGUCCUGCUCGUUCUUCGGCUACCUGAGCGACAACAAGCGGUAUCCGCUCUCCGCCACCACCAUGACCUGGACGUCCAGCAUCUGCUCGGCCCUGUCGGUCUUCCUGCUCUGGGGCCUGGCCCCGCGCUCCAGCAUGGCCACCCUCAGCCUGUUCUCCAUCAUCUAUGGCUUCUUCGCCAGCGGCUACAGUUCCACCUGGGGCGGCGUCAUCAAACAGCUGGAGCACGAGUCCGCCGCCCGGAACGAGGCCAUCGACAUCGGCGUCGUCUACGGCUUGUUGAACGGCGCCCGCGGCUUGGGCUACGUCAGCGGCGGUCUCGCGGGCGUCCAGCUGCUGAAGACCGGCUCGCUGCACGGCCCAGGGAAGUCCGGCUACGCCACCGAAUACGGGCCCUUGAUCAUCUUCACCGGUUUGACCUCGGUCUUUGGCGGCUGGAGCGUCAUAUGGAAGUGCAAGCGACCCUUUUUUUGA